Molecule: messenger RNA, 823 nt
Organism: Acaromyces ingoldii
Lineage: Eukaryota; Fungi; Basidiomycota; Exobasidiomycetes; Exobasidiales; Cryptobasidiaceae
Exons: 1
Coding region: 136-750 (204 amino acids)
Source: RefSeq, a predicted model, not a curated record
AGCAAACCGAGUAUCACCAACGAGAACACAGAAAAGGGCGAGGGUGGGAGCGCGGCAGGUCACUGCCUAUCUAGGAGACCAACAAAACAGAGAAAGAAACAGAGAGGGAGAGACACACUACUACUAGCAAUACGUAUGGGGAUACAUGGGUCGGAGGGCAACGUUCCUUUGCGUCUGUCAGUCUUGCAUUGCAUCGUCCACCACUUCGUCCUCCUCUUCCUCAGCGCUGCCGGACUGUACUUGACUUUGAUUUUCUCGAGCCUGCUCGUCGUCGUCGUCGUCAUCCUCUUCACCAUCGCUUCUCCUCAUUUUUCUCCGCUCCCGGCUCUCGUCUUCAUCGUCGUCUUCCUCGCGCAGAAUGCGACCAUCCGCGGUAGCUCCUCUCCUGGGAUCUGCUCUUCCUCGACCCCUUCUUCGCGUCUCCGAUUGCUCCUCGUCGAACAUGCCUCCGUCCUGCGCCUGGACAUCGUCCUCAUCAUCACCGAGAUCUCUAUUUUCGUCAAGCGCCUUUCUCUCUUCCUCUGCGUCGACCCCUACGUCCUUUUCCUCUUCGGCCCGUCGUCCUCGUCGCCUGUCGGCGUCGUCUUCGUCAGGUCUCGGCACACCGAGCCUCCUCUCCAGCUCUCUGCAUCUUCCUUCGAGAUCAUGGACCCUGGCCUCCCACACAUCCCUCUCCUCCUUGAGCCUCCGGUCAACGGAAAGCUCCAGAACGCGGCUAGAGCGCUGAAGAGUCUGAAGGAGUGUGUUUGAUCGACGAACCUGGUCCUCCAGCGUAGCUUUGAGCGUCCUGCUGUCCGAAAGCGAGUCGUAGAAAUUGGCAAAG